CCAGGCAUUCUCUUCUGCUCUCCCAGACAUUCAAAUAUGGCGGCGCCAGAGGUGGAUGAAGCGCUGGAGCUGCUCGCGAGGGUCCCGCUGCUGGAGGAGCCGCUCGAGGAGCUGCGCGCUUUGCACUUGGCCUUGCUCGCCGUUCCUCUCAAUGCUCUGCGGGAGCGGCGUUCCGAGCUCCCCUUGGCGGGACUCUUCGCUCUCACGGCCCGCGGGGGAAGUGAGCAGAUUUCUUUAUGUGUUUCCAUCCUGGAGCGGUUACUGCAGAUCAUGGAUCCCUUGUAUGUAAUCCAAAACUUUGGUGAAGAACUUCAGAAAGGGCUCUUCCAUCCAGAUAAUUCAGUCAAAAUUCUAACAAUAGCUCAGGUUGGGAAGAUAGUUGAAGAUUCCAGUGCUGCUAGAGAAAUCCUCAACACUCCUGAGUUGCUGAGGCAGGUCAUUUAUUGCAUUGCUGAUGAGAAACUAGCAGUGGCAAAAGAGGCCAUCAUGUCGCUGACAAAGGUAGCAAAAACUGCAGAGAGCUUGGAGGCACUGCUUGCGGGCAACUUGCUAGUUGACUUGAAAAAUGUCAUGACCAGGAGUGACAUUGUUCGUUGCCGUGUGUAUGAGUUGGUGAUCAAUAUCUCCUUGGUGUCGGCAGAUUCAUUGAAUUACUGCGUGAACAGCGGAUUAAUAUCAGAGCUGAUCGGGGAGCUGACGGGGAAUGAUGUGCUUCUCAGAGCUACGUGUAUAGAGAUGGUGACCUCUCUUGCCCAUAUUUACCACGGACGCCAAUAUCUUGCCCAACAAGGAAUCAUUGAUAAGAUUUCCAACAUAAUCAUCGGGGCUGAUUCUGAUCCCUUCUCAAGCUUCUACUUGCCAGGCUUUGUGAAAUUUUUUGGCAACUUGGCUAUUGUUGACAGUCCUCAGCAGUUAUGUGAGCGAUACCCCGCAUUUGUGGAGAAAGUAUUCAGCAUGGCAGAAAGCCAAGACCCAACCAUGUUUGGCGUGGCAGUGGACACACUUGGGAUCUUGGGGUCAACUGUGGAAGGGAAGCUAGUGUUACAGAAGAAGGGGAGUAGAUUUCAUCAUGUGCUAAACAGAAUAGGACAUCAAGCAAAGAAUGCCCCAACAGAGAUGAGAGUCCGGUGUCUUGAGGCAAUUUCAUCUCUUUUGUAUUUGCAGCCAGACCAGCAGACAGAAGACCACCUGGGCAUGACAGAAUCCUGGUUCUCCUCUCUGUCCAGCCAGCCCUUGGAACUCUUCAGGAGCAUCAGUACCCAGCCCUUCCCUGAUCUCCACUGUGGUGCCUUAAAGGUCUUCACUGCCAUUGCUAGUCAACCUUGGGCCCAGAGGAUGAUGCUCAGUAGUCCAGGCUUUGUGGAAUACAUCGUAGACAGAUCAGUGGAACCAGACAAACCUUCAAAGGAGGCCAAAUACGAACUUGUGAAGGCUCUGGCCAAUUCAAAGACCAUCGCUGAAAUCUUUGGAAACCAGCAUUACUUGAGGCUCAGGGCAUACCUGCGCGAAGGGCCUUAUUAUGUCAAGGCUGUUUCGACCACAGCUGUGGAAGGAGCUGAAUAACAUUGGAACAGCUGCUCUCUGGUGAUAAUGGACUUCUGGAUAGGAUUUCGCUUUGGAUGUGGAGGGGGGAAAAUAUCUGAGGAAGGAAUUGGUUUGGUCAUUUUUUUCCCUGCAUUUCUAACUCAGAAAUUUCACAUAGCUGGGAAAUAAUGUUGAGGACCAUGUUAAGGACUAUGCCAGUCAAGUUUAUCCUUAUUUAAGAGUUGAUGCUUAGUCAGCAGCUGGCAUAGGGCCUACAAAUCAUGGGAUCCUUUUAUAAACAGUGGUUUUUCUGCCUUCUGUUAAUUCCUCAGUGAGAGAUGCAUUGUUAACAUAGUUGAACACCACAAGGUAGCCAGACUCCUAAAAGUGGUGAAAGCCAUGCAGCGGUGUGUGUGUUUUGAGUCUUUUGGCCUUGAUCUUAAAUGCUUUGCCUGUACUUCAUUGAUGCUUCCUCCAGCAUAUAAAUUGCCCUAAUUGUUGUUUACAGGAAAGGUGAGCAAACCCUUUAACACAUUGGACCUGUGAAGGGCAGAGGGAGAGAUCUGGCUGCUACAGGUGUCAAAUGGGAAGGUUGCUGGGUUGUUCCAAUUCAGAUUGUAGUGAGGAAUGCUCCCUGACAUAAAAUAAAGGCUGAAUUUUGAGAAGGCUAGACUACGAUCUCCUGGCAUCUUGGCUCUUACAGGAAAUCGGGAGGAUUUUCUCCACUGUGUGCAGUGUGAACUGGUACAGCCCAAUAACAAAAAUCACAUGACUGGGGGUUGUUAUUGUUAUUGUUAUUAUUACUUCUUAUCCAUCUUAAGCUUUUCUACCAAGUGCAGUAGUGUCUUAGACAGGGACACCACCAGAAGGUGUUGGCUUGUGUUCUUAGUUGUUAACAGCAGCUGCAGAGACACAAAAGUUAGUAUGACUGAACUUCAAAGGGUAACACUUUCUGCAGAGGGACCAAAGCUUUGAGGUGAAGUGAUCUGGGUUUAUUUUCACCACUAUCUUCAGAGGUUGAGCAAUUUUACUCCAUCCCAUGCUAUUUAGAAAAAUCAGUCCUUCAGGACUUCCUGGGAGGAGCUUAUCCAGGUCUGUCACAGCUCUCAGGAGCUUCCGGUAGAGCUCUGAAAGUCACUAUUAAGUGGUGUUCAACAGCAGAUUUAUUUGUUUACGGUCUUAUUUCUGCAGUCAGAUAAUAGGGAAUUAAUCUCCAGAAAUUCUGGAGUGGAAUGUCCGCCAAUGAGGGAUAGAGAAAUCCUGUUGGGUGAGUGAUCUGGGAGUGGGAAAGAAUUUCAACACUGGCCCAAGGAGCACUUAAAAUGCUGAGAUUAUUCCAGUGAAAAGACCUGCCAUUCUCCCUUUCCUUCUGUUUUUUAACUACCUUUGAAGCUACACCUAUAAAUUAAUUCAGAAGUUAUUUACACAUCCAUUUAAGUGCUCAUGCGAAAUAUGACCUGAGGACUGAUUUAAGAGGAGUUAUUAGUGAAGGUGCUUGCUAGGAAAUAAGCAGAAAGUGUGUUUUGAACUAGAAAUUGAAAUAUACACAGACAAGAGAUUCUCUCUGAGAGGUUUUCUCUUGGGCUUGUUCUGUGGUUUCUUUGAGCCCCUGCUAUGAUUUAUGUCACUGGAAAGAAAAAUGACUUGUGUGGUUAUAUUAGUACUGUUUUGUGAGAGCUGUUUCACACUGCAUAUCCAGGAUGGGGAAAACAUAAUAGGUUCAAUUGUUUGAAGUAUGUCUGCCCAAUUAUGUUUUGUGGCUCAUUUGAAAUAAAGAGAUUUAGU
Molecule: messenger RNA, 3309 nt
Organism: Podarcis raffonei (Aeolian wall lizard)
Lineage: Eukaryota; Metazoa; Chordata; Lepidosauria; Squamata; Lacertidae
Gene: PSMD5
Product: proteasome 26S subunit, non-ATPase 5
Exons: 10
Coding region: 37-1563 (508 amino acids)
Biological process (GO): proteasome assembly
Cellular component (GO): cytosol
Source: RefSeq, a predicted model, not a curated record